Messenger RNA from Mustela erminea (ermine), 2894 nucleotides. It is a transcript of the gene SH2D1A, whose product is annotated as SH2 domain containing 1A. Gene Ontology annotation, biological process: cell-cell signaling; cellular defense response. The record is from RefSeq and is a predicted model, not a curated record. The transcript is spliced from 4 exons. Gene Ontology annotation, cellular component: cytoplasm. Lineage: Eukaryota; Metazoa; Chordata; Mammalia; Carnivora; Mustelidae. The coding region runs from base 828 to 1202 and encodes 124 amino acids.
ACUUCGGUAUCAUGGCCCUAGUGGAAGGCAGAUGCUAACUGAUUGAGCCAUCUAGGCGGCCUGGACAUAGAUUGAUUUUUGUCCCUCGAUCAGCCCUCUGGGAUCUUGGCCAAGAAAGUAGGAAAAAUCAGCAUUUGCUCAGGAUGGGGACUACUCAAGAGGACUAGGAAGAGUAGAAAAGGAAACUUGGCCCAGGCAGGUUUUUCACCAACUACUUUUGAUUGUGAAGGACCUUCCCGGCUGUGCUCAGGAGUGACUCCCAGCUGAUAGUACCGGUAGUUUCUGUGUUUUGGUCUCAGAGCUUUUGGUUCUUUCAUUCUCUGUCAGCAUGUUUCUGGCCCACAUGAGGGCCAUGCACACCUUUGCCUCUAUCAUCAACACCUCUGAGGACUAGCGAAGCUAAGUCAUCCCUGGUGGCCCCCGGGACAACUGCAGGAACGGAAGCAUUAGCAAGCAUUCCUGUCUGUGGGCCAGGGGCUGCCACCGUCGUACAACCCAGAUCUUGCAAAGACCUCCUUCCAACUGGCCUCCCCUCUCAUCCGAACCCUGUGUUGUGUUGCAGGGGUAGGGAGGGUGGGGGCGGGGAGGGGGAUUGAACCUUGUGGCAAUAACCAAGCCUCUGAAUUGCUGAGCUGGUUUUAAUUGAAGUGUGAAAGGAGGUUUUAAGGCAGAGAGACAACAUCCUGUUGUUCCGGCGCUCCUCUCUCUUUUUCUGCACAUCUGGCUGAACUGGGAGUCAGGUGGCUGACUUGGGGCCCGGUUGCAGCAAGCAGCGGCCUCUGCCUUCCACUGUCCCACGCCUCAGCGGCCCGCGAGUCCACCAGGUCAUGGACGCAGUGGCUGUGUACCACGGCAAAAUCAGCCGGGAGACAGGGGAGAAGCUCCUACUUGCCACGGGUCUGGAUGGCAGCUAUUUGCUGAGAGACAGUGAGACCGUCCCGGGCGUGUACUGCCUGUGUGUGCUGUAUCAAGGUUACAUUUAUACAUACCGAGUGUCCCAGACAGAAACAGGUUCUUGGAGUGCUGAGACAGCUCCUGGGGUUCAUAAAAGAUUUUUCCGGAAAAUAAAAAAUCUCAUUUCAGCAUUUCAGAAGCCAGAUCAAGGUAUUGUAAUACCUCUGCAGUAUCCAGUUGAGAAGAAGUGUUCACAAGGUGCUACAGGGAGAAGAGAAGAUCCUGAUGUCUUCCUGAAAGCACCGUGAAGAAAAAUCAAAUACCUUGUACUUUAUUUUCUAUAAUUUAAAUAUAUGCUAAGUCUUAUAUAUUGUAGAUAAUACAGUUCAGUGAGCUACAAAUGUAUUUCUAAAACCAUCAUAGUCCUGUAAUGCAAGUAUCUAGCGUGAUGUAAAAGCUGAAAUGGACUUUGCCGAUAAUGUGGAGCUUUGAAAUAAGGUUAUUUUCAGUAUUAUUUACAAAUAGGAAAUGAUUUAAAGCAUAAUGAUACUUUAUAAAAGAUUAAUAUCAAUUCUUGCCAAAUAGAAAUAAAAAAAUCCUGUUUUUUCUCAAACGCAUAAUUUUUUAGUGAAAUAUUAUUUGACAGCUACUGAUUUUAAAAUGUCUUUCUUGAUUAGAUGGCAGGAAGCUGGUUUCUCGUCCCUCGUCUUUGUCAUGUGUGGUUCUAAUUAAAUAUCACACUCUCCACUGGCUAUGGUGUUGUAGGGUGUUUGAGGAGUUAUGAAGUUGUGCGCUGUGUGUUAAAAAAAAAGUACUGGAUAAAGAAGAAAGAAUUUCUGUUUAAUUUUAAAAGCAACUUUUUUGCCUAGUGUUCUGAUGUUGGAUAGCAGAAUCCACAGACCAGUCUGGAGUUUAAAAAGCCCGUAAUUUAAAAUAUGCUCUAAACGUUGAUUACAUUUGAUAUUACAGGAUUUUUCAUCUACCUCUACCCCAGUUGUUGGUACUCCGUGUAAAACCUUAUUUUGAAAGGGAACUUCAGCAGCUGUGCUCACGAGUAGCUGAUUUACAAGUGAUCUCCCGAUGAGGUAGCCUUAUGGGAGCCCUGAAAACCUUAUGCUUGUGUUGUUUAUUAACAGUUAGCUCCAAGUGAUGGCAACCUAAGUGAGAGCCAAGAUUUUACACAGUGACAGAUAUUUAUAAAUUUUUUCUCACACGUAUAUCCUUAUGACUUUUGUGAUUUGAUUAUACAUGAAGUUGUUUCAGGGCUCCUAGAAUUCAACAAACACAAUAGGCACUGGGGUAGAGAAGUAAAAACACCCAGCCCCCUGGGCUCAGGCAGCUCCAUCUCUAGUUGGACAAGAAAACAGUAACAAUUAAAAAAAAAAAAAGUAACACAAAAAAGAGCAAAAGAUGUCCUUUAAAGGGGAUAAGCACAUGCUAAAUGAGGUUCUCAACUGUGAAGGUGGAUCUGUUGUUAGAGGCAGAAUGAGUCAACACAAAUACUCUGGUCCGUGGUCUGGAGGAAAAUGCUAAAUUCUAUUGUAAACUAAUACAUUGGCAUUCUGGGUUGUGCAGGAGUGGGGGUGAGCUGGAUGAACUGCCGAGAGACAGAGCUACUCUCCGUGCACUGGCAAGAUCUGGUGUCUGAGUAUUUAAGAUGGUUGCAGUGGGAGUGCAGAGGUGGAGUUGGGCUAUAAUAAUGUAUUAUGGGCCUUUUACCAUUUCUAGAAAAAAAGGCAUUACUUUAACUUUGCAAAGGAAUUCAGAAAGCCAACUUUCAAAACAAAAUGCAUAUGUUUAGAUAAUUUUUCCUUUUUUGUAGCUUGGGUUUAAAUUUUAAUAGGUGUAAAUAGUUUUCACCCUCUCUGACUUGUUCUUUCUGUAAUAAUCCCAAAUAUAUGAAUUAUGUUUGCAUGUUUCUUUACCAGAGUCUUUUUUGAAAAAGCUUUUUUGAAUCGUUAAUGAUCUUUCAUAUUUCAAUAAAGUGUUUGAAAGCUUUA